Molecule: messenger RNA, 3573 nt
Organism: Melanotaenia boesemani (Boeseman's rainbowfish)
Lineage: Eukaryota; Metazoa; Chordata; Actinopteri; Atheriniformes; Melanotaeniidae
Gene: fa2h
Product: fatty acid 2-hydroxylase
Exons: 7
Coding region: 128-1273 (381 amino acids)
Biological process (GO): lipid biosynthetic process; fatty acid metabolic process
Cellular component (GO): membrane; endoplasmic reticulum
Molecular function (GO): fatty acid 2-hydroxylase activity; heme binding; iron ion binding
Source: RefSeq, a predicted model, not a curated record
CGUGUCAACAGUGAAGUGGAGAUUUGGUCCAGAUCAGUUGUCAGGUCCCUCUGAGGAGGUCUCUCUGCUCUCCUUGCUGUGUUCAGUUUUCAGUUUCAGGUGGACUCUAUACAUCUCCACUGUCAGGAUGUCUCCGUCCUCGUCUCCCCGGUUCUUCACGGAGAGGGAGGUGGCCCGUCACUGCACCAAGGACUCCUGCUGGGUACUGCUUGGGACCCGGGUCUACGACGUAACCGCCUUCCUGCGGAUGCACCCGGGCGGGGAAGCACUGAUACGGAGCCGCUCAGGCAAGGACGUGAGUCGGGCGAUGGAAGGACCCCCUCACCGGCACUCGAAGAACGCCCGGCGGUGGAUGGAGCAGUACUACAUCGGGGAGCUGGAUAGGGAAAGCGGCACCGACGAGGCUCAGACCCUGAGAGAGAGGAGGAAAGCCAGAGAAGAGACAGAAGGAAUGACAGCAGAAAAGACAAAGAAAGUGGAAGAAGAAGAGGAAAACUCCCCAUUCAACAAAUGCAGCUCUGUGGAUUUGGACAAGGAUUUGGUCGACUGGCGGAAACCCCUGGCGUGGCAGGUGGGUCACCUCGGAGAGAAAUACGAUGCCUGGGUUCAUCAGCCGGUCGACAGACCAAUCAGAUUGUUUGGAAACCCAUUCAUGGAGGCCAGCACCAAAACUUCCUGGUACUGGGUACUGGUGGUGUGGCUCCCUGUUGUCUUUUAUUUCAGCUGGAGUUGCUACACCACCCUGGCACAGGGCACCACGAGGGUGGUCCUCAGCUCAAACUUCUCCAUCCCGAUCCAUAAGUACAUGUUCCCAGUGCUCUUCAUGCUAGGCUGGUUCUUGUGGUCCUUCAUUGAAUACUGCAUCCAUCGCUUCGUCUUCCACAUGAAACCACCAGCUCAUAACUACUACCUCAUCACCCUUCACUUCCUACUGCACGGCCAGCACCACAAGUCUCCGUUUGACGGCUCCAGGUUGGUCUUCCCUCCCGGCCUGGCCUCCAUAGUGGUGGGACUUUUCUAUUUAAUCCUCAGCAGCAUACUUCCAGAGACCAUUGCAGUCGGCAUGUUCGUUGGAGGGCUGUGCGGCUACGUCGUGUACGAUAUGAUCCAUUACUACCUUCACUACGGGUCACCAAAAAGAGGAUCUUAUCUGUACGGCCUAAAGGCGUACCACGUCAAACACCACUUUGAGCACCAGAGAGCAGGUUUUGGAAUCACCACCACGUUCUGGGACCACCCCUUCAACACAGCCAUCCCCGAUGAAGAAUUUUAAUAUGUAAAAGGCUCUGAGGGACCGUAGGACAGCCACCCUCCUUAGGAACCAGCCCCCGUAUUAUAACCACCCUGGCUUCUUUAGUUCGGUCUUUGCACCAGUAGCACAAAACAAAGAGGACUGUGUGGUACCUGAUUCAUCCACACUUUCCACAACACAUUAACCAUUAAUAUUUCCCUCACCUCAUGAUAUUUCCACACCUUGAUAGUUUCUGACAGUUUUAAGGCAUUUUGUGCCAUUUUUAAUCACAAACCUGACGCUUCACUUCAAGCCAAACUUCAUUGUUUCAUUUAAUUUAACUAAAUUUAUUUUAAAGCUGCAGAGCUCAUCAAACAUGCCAAAGAAAUAUAAACAUCACUAAGCUUUCUAAUACGAAUGGAUGUCAGAGAGGGAAAAGAAAGUGAUAGAUGGUGGGUGAAUGUGGAGAGGAAGGUGUGUGUGAGCAUCUUAGAGAACCCCACCCCACCCCACCCCACUGCAACUUUCCAGGUGAAGCAUCUCAGGAAAUAUGUUCAUCUCUCCUUCACUCUUUCUUACAGCUUUAAUGUAAGAAUGUUCAUCCCUUUUACUACCGCAUGUUCCCUCCCCUUCGUUUUAUCUCUCUGUUGUUAACUUUUGAAAUAGCUGUGAACAGAAAGCAUUUGGUUUCGGAUAUUUGGAUGUGUUAGGAAGCAUCCACAGCCCAGCUUUUAACUUAUUGAUUACAAACACGCCUGCAGGAGAGAUUUUACUGUAGGGUGCUCACCAGAUGUAAAUCAGAGAUCUAAAUGUUUGGAGCCAAUGUGCAUAUAUUAUAUUUUUGAAAGUUGUUUUGAUAUUUUGCCUCAUUUGUGAUUCAAAUGUAAAAAAAAAAAAAAAGUUAGAUUUUGUACAGAAGAGGAGAUUCUUUAAUUGCACGAGCUUUACGUCAUCAGAAAGGGGAUGAUGGAAAAUGGAUACUGUAAAGAGGGGAGUUGUCAUGGUGACAGAGGGACAGGGCUACAGGCAUGAAGCCGGGCAGUUACGCCUCUUGCUGUGGGGAUCUCAGGUUCAAAUAUCACAAGAAAUUUUACUGUCUGAACUGUUGACUGUAAACAAAUUAUGGCUGAAGCUGAUCAGCUGUUUGUUUAGGGUCAUUUGCAAUAUUUGACGCCAUCUGGAACCAAAAGUGACCUUAUUUGGCAAGAUGUUGGAGUUAAAUUUCAUGUUUGAUGACUCCUACUUGUGAGGAAACACAUUACUGACGUAGUUAUUUUCAAUUGGGACCUUUGAAAAUGUCCAGGAGCCAGCUAGCUGAUGUUAUUGCACAUUUAUGCUCUUCAGCAUUAGAUUUACAUCUGACAGCAGUCGGCUGCAGUCUGCGUUCUUCAGAAGUAUUUUUCCAUGUUAAGAGUCCCACCUUUUGGGUCCUUUGACCCUGCAGAUCCCUGCAGAGGAUGACGAUGAAGCAUUUGACUCGACAGCAAGAGGUUGUGACAGCGACCAGCUGAUCCUCGGCAUGUCGCCUCCAGACACCUGACAAGAUGGCCGAUAACUGAAGCAGAACAAACUUAUCUCAAAUAUUUUAAAUAUACUGUUCUAACGAAAAAUUAUUUCAUCAGUUUUCUAGCUUCAAAGAAAGAUUUCUGCUUACCUCAUGCACAUUUAUUUUUCAUUUUUAUAUGCCUACAUGUAAAAUAAUACAUAUUUUUAGAUUUUAAACCAAAACACAGUUAAGACUUGAUUUUAUUCCCUUCUUUUAUACAACUGCAGCACAGCAAUAAUAAAAAAAUGUUUUUAUUUAAACUUUGAGAGGGCUGUGUGACUCGAAGUGUGUAAGCAGAGGAUUUUCAGGGAUGAGCUGUAACCAAUUCAGCAGCAAAAUGUGUAAUUUUGUCUACAGAUGUCUGUUAAAGUGAAACCACUAGGCUGCAGAAAAGAAAAGGGUAAAAAAAAAAGAAAGAGAAAGAACCAAAAGAAAAGAAAGACAAAUAUUUCUAACGUCAUAAUUCUGGAGAUGAUGGUGACCAAACUAAUGACAACGAUAAGUGUAAUGAUGCGAUGCGAUUGUGACUGCUGCUUAGCAACAUGAGAUGAUUCCACCUGUUGGAAUAUAAGACUUAACAAUCUUAUUUAUGUGUAUUUAUGUGAUAAACACGGAAAAAGCAGCAUGUAAGCUUUGAUUCUCACAUGUCAACUUUCCCCUUGUGCUAAAUACUGCAUCAGAGAAAAUAAUUUUUCCUAAAUCUGUUUACUUUAAUGUCUUAAAACUUGUAUUUUGGAAUUUUAAAUUUCUAUGCAAAUGCAAGCUUGUUUGUAAAUAAAUGUCUGUAUAUUUCUGA